AAGAACUUGUAACACAGCAUUCAAAAUAAGCCAAACAAUUGGCUGGCGGUCAAGGAUAUAAUAUAGCUAUUAAACGCGUUAUUUAAAUAAAAGCGAAACGUUUUAAAUCAAACAACAGAUAUGUUGAAACAAAGUGUUUUUAUUGCCUUAAUUUUUCACGUCCUUAUAAAUUAUUGUCACGCAUCUUUGCCAGAGGAUAUUGCUAAAUUAUCGGAUGAGUGUUUAACAAACUCUUUGGAAACUUCCGUUUAUUGCCGUGGCUCACGAGCCAUUAAUAAUAUUAUCAAUAAUUUAAGUAAAACUGAUAAACCAAUUGUCAUUGUACGUGGUUUAGAAAUUGUACCAUCAUCAAAUGGUCAUAUUAAUAAUAACAACAACAAUACCGCGGACAGUGAUAUAAAUAUUAAAAAUAAACAAUCAAAUGGUGUGGGGGAAGGUGAUACAGAUGAUACAUUUCUAGGACGUUUCUCUCACUAUUUGCGUACACAUGAAUUGAAUAUUAAAUUUUCCGAUUUGAUGUCUGCAGACGAAAGUGAACAUUUUUUGGCACGUGAUGAAGAGCAGAAUGGAAUGCAAAUGAAUUUAUCGGAUGAAGCACGCAAAAAAGAUAAAGGCAAUGGUAUGAUUAUGAUACUCGGUUUGAUGAUGUCCAAAAUGAUGGCUGUCAUGGGUCUGGGUGGCAUUGGUGCAUUGGCUAUGAAAGCAUUGGGUGUUGCAAUGACUGCACUAAUGAUGGCCGCAAUGGUUGGUGUAAAAUCGUUGGCAAAUCAGGGUCACGAAUCAUCGCACAGUGUUCAGUAUGUUACAGCGGAUGGUCAUCAUCACAGGAGGAGACGACGUAGUAGCAGCAGCAGCAGCAAUAAUAACAUUAAUUUAGCAACAGCAUCUCAGGCAUCAUUGUUUAAAGAGAAGGACAUUAAAGUGGAAUUACCAUCACUGGUCUAUAGAGAUUGGCAAAAGUGAUAAAGUCAUGGGAAUGUUAUUACGUCAAAGUGUUAUUAUUUAUAUGUUAUUAUACUUGUGUAUUAUUAAAUAUGUUUAAAUUUUAUUUAUUGUUAUGUCAAUUGAAGGUUUUUUAAGUAUUUAUUUAUUUA
This is a messenger RNA of Lucilia cuprina (Australian sheep blowfly), 1094 nucleotides long. RefSeq lists its product as uncharacterized. The coding region runs from base 121 to 963 and encodes 280 amino acids. The transcript is spliced from 2 exons. NCBI's taxonomy places the organism in Eukaryota, Metazoa, Arthropoda, Insecta, Diptera, Calliphoridae. The record is from RefSeq and is a predicted model, not a curated record.